Messenger RNA from Podarcis lilfordi (Lilford's wall lizard), 5554 nucleotides. Lineage: Eukaryota; Metazoa; Chordata; Lepidosauria; Squamata; Lacertidae. The record is from the annotation of a GenBank genome assembly.
AUGGCUGAAGGAGGCUCCUCCGAGAUGCCUCCUCCGGAGCAGCCGCAGGAUCCGGGGAGCAGCGGCUCCGGCGGAGAGCGGGACGACGACUUUGGGUACGGCCUGUUUCCCGAGAGGAGCCGCGGAGGCGGGAAAAAGCAGCAGUCCAUGCUCUAUAAGGCCGUCUUCACCAAGAACCACAGGUGCCAGGUGAUGCUGCAGAUCGCCCUGGAAAGCAGUAAGUGCCUGGAGGCCGCGUCCCCGCUCUGGCCGCGCAGUGACGGGCGAGCCACUUGCCCUCCGCUCCCAAGGGACCCGCGGCUCCUUCCCUCCCCCUGCCUCUCUCCUAAACACGCUCCCGUCAAUUACUUGCACCUAUGCUGGGUUGCACCGCAGGCGAGGCUCUUAACCGAAAAUUUAGGGGCCUCUACAGGGCAGCCAAGGGCGCUGUGGGUUAAGCCACAGAGCCUAGGACUUGCCGAUCAGAAGGUCGGCGGUUCGAAUCCCCGCGACAGGGUGAGCUCCCGUUGCUCGGUCCCUGCUCCUGCCAACCUAGCAGUUCGAAAGCACGUCAAAGUGCAAGUAGAUAAAUAGGUACCGCUCUGGCGGGAAGGUAAACGGCGUUUCCGUGCGCUGCUCUGGUUCGCCAGAAGCGGCUUAGUCAUGCUGGCCACAUGACCCAGAAGCUGUACACCGGCUCCCUCGGCCAAUAAAGCGAGAUGAGCACCGCAACCCCAAGUCCCUUUACCUUUACACGGCAGCCAAAGCAGUUUUCAUGCCCAAAGUGGGCCUAAACCCCAAUUGAAAUGGCUCUAGAAAAUCAGUUUCCUGCAGGGAUAUUUGGAUCUGGCCCGUGUCCACAUGCUCAUGGAUCUUGCCCAAGAAGGGGAGAUUGGCAAUCCACAAGCAGAUCAUGGAUGAGAGAGGCCUUACUCUGAGCUGACCUGGCACUAGGCAACAGCAGCCACAGACCUGAGAGCUGGCUGAUAGAACAACCACAAUUCCCCAGAUUUUCCCCCUGUCUCUUUCCCAAGAGAGGUCUGUGCAAGCCUAUCCAUGCCUAUUCAGCCCUAGGCAAUGUAGGGGGGCUUACUCCCAGGUAAGCGGGGUUAGGUUGGCAGCCUAAGUCAGACCCUGUUUUGUUGCCAGGGCAGACACCUUCCAUGUCAAGUAGUAGCAAGAAGACCAUUGCCUGUGGAUCAACCACUGGCAGCCUUCCAGCUUGUUCUUUUCAAGAAGUCUAGAAACUGGUUUGCAGUAAUAAACAGUCUAUUACCCAUGGGUAAUAGGCUGCUUAUUACUGUAAACCAAGUGUGUGUGUGUCUGUGCGCACACACACACACACACACAGUCGUACCUUGGUUCUCGAACAAAAUCCAUUCCAGAAGUCCAUUCGACUUCUGAAAAUGUUCAAAAACCAAGGUACUGCUUCCAAUUGGCUGCAGGAGCUUCCUGCACUCAGUCAGAAGCCGCGGAAGCAGCAUCAGACGUUGGGGUUCCAAAGAACAUUCGCAAACUGGAACAUUCACUUCUGGGUUUGUGGUGUUUGAGAGCCAAAACGUACGAAUAGCAAGGCAUUCAACAUCCAAGGUACAAGUGUGUGUGUGUGUGCGCGCGCAUCUAUCUAUCAUCUAUCUAUCUAUAUAUCAUUCUUUACUAGAAAAUACCAAAGUACAAGUGCACGGAGUAAGACACAAAAAAGAAGAAACAAGAAAUAGAAUCCAUGUAGAAAACAAAGCAGAAAAAUAUAUAUUGUGUGCAUUACAAAAAAGGAGGGGGAACCUUGUUAUUCCAGUUAACCAGACCAUAAUCUAAUAUGGUAUUUAUAUAUAAAAAAACCCUAUUCCAAAUACUGUCAAAUUUGCCCAUGGCAAGUCUACGUUUGUAAUACAGCUUGUUCAUGUGUAGCAAGUUUGUUCAUAUCUUCAAUCCAGUCAUUAAAGGGACCCACAUUGUUUCCCUCCUCCAGUUCAUCAGUAACAGUCUUUUUGCUGUCGUAAGGGUGCAGAGAGUCCAUUCAUAUUGUCUGUUUCCCAUUGCCCUUAUUCUAAAGUUUUUGACAUGCACCCAGCUGUAGUUCUGAUCUUACAAAGGUGGGUACCCACAUGGGCCACACUGAAGGCCUGCAAGGGCCACAUGUGGGCUACAGGCUGCCUGUUUGUGGUCUAAAGCAUGUGACCAGUAGCUCAUUUUGUCUGCCCCAAGUUUUGUGCUUAAGAAUAAAUGACUGCAUUGCUUGAUCUAGGUCCAUAUGCUAAACUGCUACUUGAUGCUAUGAAGAAUACUGGCUGGUAAGAUUUUUUUUUUGACCCAAGCUUGUUGCAUGUUUACUGCAUUUGUGUUCCUACUUGAAGAUGACUUUAAUACUAAAAAGCUGACCUGUAUUUGGGCCUUUUAGCACUGUUUUCAAAGAUCGACACUUCUCAUGUGAAGAGUGUGAUGGGUGUGUCAGUGGAGGAUUCGAUUCUUCAACAUCACAGGUAGGUAUGGAGCAAUCUGUUGCAGCAUUGGAAACAUCAGAUAACUUGAUGCUUUGACAUGUUAGCAAAACAAAAUAGUUGCAGAAAAUUAUGAGAUGUUUACUGUUGAACAUUUUGAGUUCAUAGUUCUCGGAAUCAAUGCUUACUCCCCUCUCCCCCAUAGUAUUAUAGUAAAUUAAUAAAAUGAUUGCACAAGCCAGAAGGAUUCAGUUCAAGUGGAGUAUUUAAUUAAAUAGUAUUUGAGCAGUCAGACCUCUUUUGAAUUGGAAAUACAAAUCCACAGGCCCACUCACUGCUCACAGAGAAGUUAUUCCUGUUGGAGUGGAAGGGCUUCUUUUGUUCUAGGCAGCAGACUCACCUGGUAAACUAUAGGCCUUCUACAAAAAGGGAAGACUGUUGGCCCACAGUUGGGACUUAAUCUUGAGAGCUGAUUAGUGGCUUGAAUGGCCUCAAAAUGCAUUUGCGUGGGCUCAUGAUGAGUCUUCAAAUGCAUGAAGCAGGAGUGAGCAGUGAGCCCCUGGGAAGGUGCACUGUCAGUGAAAGCACACCUUCAAAGGGGCUUGCUGAUAAGCACUGAUAGCGAGCCCUCUUGGCUGCAUGGGAAAGUUCUUGAUGGGGAACUCUAGUGCCCAUCUGGUGCUUGCUUUUAGUGCCGGUCAUCUAAUCAGUGCUGUCAGUGAUUUCCCAUCUGCAAAGUAGCAAAUGAAAGCUCAUUUUUGGCUCCCAAUUGUUCCUUUGUAGCUGUGUUCUUACUUGAUGUCAUAUAUGAAAUCAGUUGUAGGGCAAGUGGCUUGAGGAAAAGCUUCAGAGGCCAAUUUGAGACAUGUGUUGGGCCCAUCAACCACCAGAGAAAUACCAGAGGAUGUCUGUCCACAAAGUUCUGCACUUGUCAAUUUCAGUAUAUUUUUGGGGCUUGCUUUAAAAUAGGAUAAAGCCUGUGACUUGUAGAUUAAAUUAUCUUCUGAAUGUCCCCCUUAUUUCCUUUGUAGAUUGUUCUGUGCCAAAACAAUAUUCAUCACCAGUCUCAUAUGAACAGAGUGGUUGCACAUGAGCUUAUCCAUGCUUUUGAUCACUGCCGUGCACAUGUGGACUGGUUCAAUAAUAUCAGACAUUUAGCUUGCUCAGAGGUAAGUUGUAAAUUAAUAGUGCUGCUAAGAAUAUAUUUAACAUCUAAGCAAAAUAUACACUUAUCAGUGCAAUUCUUCUUAGUUUUUUCCUUGGCUUCCCUCCCUCCCCUUCAUUCUAAGUGUGUUUUUGUCAAAAGCGGCAAGAUGGGGAUUGUUCAUGCUGGUCACAUCUAGAAAUUCCAUAGACGUACAUAGUGGAUCACAGGGUCAUUACAGUCGUAUCUCAGAAAUCAAACGCCUUGCGAGUCAAACGUUUUGGCUCCCGAAUGCCGCAAACCUGGAAAUGAGUGUUCCGGUUUGUGAACUUUCUUUGGAACCCGAACAUCUGACGCAGGUUCUGCGGGUUCUGAUUGGCUGCAGGAGCUUCCUGCAGCUAAUUGGAAUCUGCGCUUUGGUUUCCAAACAUUUUGGAAGUCGAACAGACUUACGGUACGGAUUCCAUUCGACUUCCGAGGUUCUGUAUAACAGUUCUGCGAUUUCACUAUUUCAGAAAUUGAUUGACCCAGUGGGUUUUUGUGUAUGUGCUAGUAAGAAGUUACUCCAAUUUAAAAUUAGAAUUAACUAGUGUACAAUGCUAAAACAUAAUAAAGCAAUAUAAAUGUAAGAUUCUAAUCAACGAUCAGUAUCUGGCAUGAUUGAAAAGCCUUUGUCAGUAUUCCUAUUUUAGUUGUUGCAGCUUUAAAAACUGUGAAUGAGAAAAUUCAAACAACCAGCCUGCCUUUAAAAUUUUACUCAGUGUGAAGUAGCAGGGGGCAGGAGAAAAAGGAAACCAGACAUGUCACACGGUCAGAAAUCUUAUAAGUAAGCAAACAGUACUUUUUCAAAGUCUUACUUUGUGUCACAUGUGUUCUUACGGCCUGUUGUCUUGACUGGCAUAUAGCUAGUGGCAUCUUAGCCAGAGAACUGUUGGGAGCCAUGUAAUUAUGUCAGGAAUGGUUGCAGUUCUCCGAGUACUUUAUUUAGUUUUGGUGUCUUUGGUGUGUUUCCCUACAUAGAUUCGAGCUGCUAAUCUUAGUGGCGAUUGCUCCCUCCUAAAUGAAAUGACCCGGUUUAAAUUUGGAUUGAAGCAGCACCAGCAGGUAAGUUGAUGGUGACCUGUAAAUGAAGAGGAGGGCCAGGCUUCCACAGUGUCUCCAUUUGCAGAUGAGGUCCUGUUUAAUUUGGAAAUUCAGAUAUCCGAGAUUCAAGUUACAGGAGUUCUGUUAGGUAUAACAAAGUAUUAUAAUCUGUUGCUGGUCAGAUUUGGUGCAACCUUAUACGGCUGUUCUUCAAGAAGUGACAUUGCUAGUAGACAUCCACAAUAAACAAUGUGACACUGGCUUUUGAGCUUAGCAUCUUGGUGUCUUCCCAAGUUUGUGGAGAAUAUGGGAGAUUGACAGUUGUUCAUUUUGUUUAGUUAGCAAUACAGUGGUACCUCAGGUUACAUACGCUUCAGGUUACAUACGCUUCAGGUUGCAGACUCCACUAACCCAGAAAUAGUACCUUGGGUUAAGAACUUUGCUUCAGGAUGAGAACAGAAAUUGUGCUCCGGCAGCGCGGCAGCAGCAAGAGGCCCCCAUUAGCUAAAGUGGUGCUUCAGGUUAAGAACAGUUUCAGGUUAAGUACGGACCUCUGGAACGAAUUAAGUACUUAACGUGAGGUACCACUGUACCUUUCAAAACACUUUCUGUGGCUUAUUAUUGGUAAUAAUCAAUUUUACUAAGUGUAUCCCUUGUCUAGACUUCGCAGUCUGUGUCCUGACCUUGGUUUUCUUACCUUCCUCAGACCUGCGUAAAAGACAGAGCUGUUCGCUCCAUCUUGGCUGUUCGGAACAUCAGUAAAGAGGUCGCCGAGAAAGCUGUGGAUGAAGUCUUUGAAUCGUGUUUCAAUGAUCACGAGCCGUUUGACAGAGUGCCUCACAGCAGAUCAGAUGCAAAAUAUGCACAUAGAGAUUUCCAAAACCGUGACCGGUACUAUGCAAAUAUAUAG